Molecule: messenger RNA, 1017 nt
Organism: Emys orbicularis (European pond turtle)
Lineage: Eukaryota; Metazoa; Chordata; Testudines; Emydidae
Product: zinc finger protein 239-like
Exons: 6
Coding region: 1-1017 (338 amino acids)
Biological process (GO): regulation of transcription by RNA polymerase II
Cellular component (GO): nucleus
Molecular function (GO): DNA-binding transcription factor activity, RNA polymerase II-specific; RNA polymerase II cis-regulatory region sequence-specific DNA binding
Source: RefSeq, a predicted model, not a curated record
AUGCAGGAGAAUUACGAGACGGUGACCUCGCUGGGAUUUCCCAUUCCCAAACCUGAACUGAUCGCCCGGCUGGAACGAGGGGAAGAGCCGUGGGUGCCCGAUCUCCAGGCCUGCCAGGAAAGAGCGAUCCCGAGAGGCGACUGCAUAGGUGAUGAGAGAGUGAGAGAGAAUGAAGAGGAGAAUCAUGAUGCAGAAGUUCCUAGUAAAGCAAUCCACACAGGAGAGAGACCCCAUAAGUGUUUGGACUGUGGGAAAGGUUUCAUACAGAGGUCAGAUCUUCGAGCACAUCAGAGGAUCCACACAGGAGAGAAACCUCAUAAGUGUUUGGAAUGUGGAAAAGGUUUCACACGGAGAUCACAUCUUAUAGGACAUCAGAGAAUCCACACUGGAGAGAGACCCCAUAAGUGCUUGGACUGUGGGAAAAGUUUCAUGCAGAGGUCAUCCCUAGUUAAACAUCAGGUAACCCACACAGGAGAGAGACCCCAUAAGUGCAUGGACUGUGGGAAAAGUUUCAUACAGAGAUCAGACCUUGAUAAACAUCAGGCAAUCCACACAGGAGAGAGACCCCAUAAGUGCCUGGAAUGUGGAAAAUGUUUCACACGGAGAUCACAUCUUAUAGGACAUCAGGCAAUCCACACAGGAGAGAGACCCCAUAAGUGUUUGGACUGUGGGAAAGGUUUCAUACAGAGGUCAGAUCUUCGAGCACAUCAGAGGAUCCACACAGGAGAGAAACCUCAUAAGUGUUUGGAAUGUGGAAAAGGUUUCACACGGAGAUCACAUCUUAUAGGACAUCAGAGAAUCCACACUGGAGAGAGACCCCAUAAGUGCUUGGACUGUGGGAAAAGUUUCAUGCAGAGGUCAUCCCUUGUUAAACAUCAGUUUGCCCUAACUGAGCGAUCUCUGUGUGCCCCACCACCCCGGGACUCUGGUCACAACUUCAUAAAUGCCUUGCCUGUGCGUAAAGUUUCCUUCACCUACCACACCUCAUUAAACAUCAGAGAAUUCACAAAGGUGUGA